GGGCGGUGCUCGGUGCUUCCUCAGUCUCUCCGGUGGUCAGCUGACCGUCGGCCGGUCUGCUGACUGUCAAACCCGAGAGUCGCACCGCGACCCGAACACCCGCACCGCCAGGCCGAGCCCGGUCUCUGAGUGCCCGCCAGCGGAGCUCUCGACCCGGACUGGUUCCUGCAGUCCUCCGCCGUCAGCCGGAGGCCGGAUCUUUGACCCAAACAGCCCGAGCUCGUCGCUCCGAGAACCGGACACUCUCUCUGGUCCCGGUCCGAGGCCGCCGGUCCGCUGGUAGAUCCUUCCUAGCCCGUGUGACCCCUUGGGCCGCCAUGGCCGUGCUGGAGGUCGCCAUGCAAGGGCUGGCCGUGUUCGGCUUCAUCCUGUUCCUGGUGCUGUGGCUGAUGCACUUCAUGUCCAUCAUCUAUGUGCGUCUCCAUCUCCACAGGAAGAGAUCAGAGGUGAAGCAGCCGUUUGUGCAGCUGGUUGGAGUUUCUCUGCUGAAGCCUCUGAAGGGCGUUGACCCGAACCUCAUCUCCAACCUGGAGACGUUUUUUACCCUGGACUACCCCAAGUACGAGAUCCUGCUGUGCGUUCAGGACCAGGACGAUCCGGCUGUUGACGUCUGUAAGAAGCUGUUGGGAAAAUACCCCAAUGUUGACGCUCGACUAUUCAUCGGGGGCAAGAAAGUUGGAAUCAACCCCAAGAUCAACAACCUGAUGCCAGGCUACGAGGCGGCCAAGUACGGCCUGGUGUGGAUCUGCGACAGCGGCAUCAGAGUGAAGCCGGACACUCUGACAGAUCUGACCAAUCAGAUGACGGAGAAGGUGGGGUUGGUCCAUGGGUUGCCGUACGUCGCUGACCGCCAAGGGUUCGCCGCCACUCUGGAGCAGGUGUACUUCGGGACGUCCCACCCUCGCUCCUACAUCUCGGCUAACGUGACGGGGAUAAAGUGCGUGACGGGGAUGUCGUGUCUGAUGAGGAAGGACGUGUUGGAUCAGGCCGGUGGAUUGGUGGCCUUCGCCCAGUACAUCGCCGAGGAUUACUUCAUGGCUAAAGCUAUCGCUGACAGAGGGUGGAAGUUCUCCAUGGCAACACAGGUGGCGCUGCAGAACUCUGGGUCGUACUCGAUUGGCCAGUUCCAGUCCCGCAUGAUCAGGUGGACCAAGCUGAGGAUCAACAUGCUUCCUGGGACCGUCCUGGAGCCCGUCUCUGAGUGCUUCCUGGCCAGCCUCAUCAUUGGCUGGGCCGCUCACUACGUCUUCAGGUGGGACAUGAUGGUGUUCUUCAUGUGUCACUGUCUGGCCUGGUUUCUGUUCGACUACGUCCAGCUGACUGGAGUUCAGGGCGGCCCGCUGUGCUUCUCCAAGCUGGACUUCGCCGUGGCCUGGUUCAUUCGGGAGUCGAUGGCGGUUCAGAUCUUCCUGUCGGCUCUGUGGGACCCAACGAUCAGCUGGAGAACCGGACGGUACCGGCUGCGCUGCGGAGGAACCGCCGAGGAGAUCCUGGACGUCUAGUUAUCGUGACAACAGGCCUCUCCUCAUCCACAGAGAGAGGCGGAGUCAGAGACUGAUGUUUGUUUUAUAUGAGACGAUACUGACGUAAGUGUGUGUGUGUGUGUGUGUGUGUGUGUAAGAGUGUGUUUUUAACUAUUUAUGUUUCUUUUGGUGCUAAAAAUAAAUGACGACAGAACAACCAAUGAGAGAGCAGGAGGGAAGACAGGAAAAAAAAACAAAAAAACCCAGAGUGUCGCAUCGCACUGAAUUAUCUGAUCUUUGAUCAGGAAGAAAGUCAGCCAAUAAGGAGGGAGGAGAAGCACAACUCUCCCACCUGGUUGGCUGAUUAAAACUUUUUUGGCUUCGUGUUUCUUAGAGUUUUGUUUGGAAGCAAACCAGAGAUGAACCAGCCGAUGUUUUUUCUGAACCAAACCAGAACAUUUCAACCUCCUUUAGCUCCACCCACGUCCCACCUGCACCUGCCACUCCCGUCGUCUUGUGUAAAUAUGUAAAUGAUGAGCCAGAAGGCGGUUCCUCCCUAGCUCGUGUUUGUUGUUUGCCAACAUCAUAAUUAGGUAAUGUGUGACAUGAGCUGGCAUUAGCUAAAGCUACCUAAUAUUUGUCGUUAGCUAGUUUAGGCUUACAACAAACAUUAGGUAGAUAAACAAUAGCUAAAUCUAAUGUCGUGUGCCAGCUAGCUGAAACUAAUGCUUGCUAAUGUCAAAUGCUAACUAACUAAAUCUAAUGUUUACUCAUGUAGAAAUCAAAUUUCUACUCAAAACCAAGCUAACGCUAAGUGAUUACAAACAUUAGCCAACAUUAGCCUAAACUAGCUAACAACAAACAUUAAGUAGCUUUAGCUAACGUUAGCUCAUGUCACACGUUAGCUAAUUUAAGAUAAUGUUGGCCAAUGACAAAUGCUAGCUAACCGAAACUAAUGUUUGCUAGUAUCAAAUGCUAGCUAGGUAAAGCUAAUGUUUUCUCACGUGGAAACCAAGCUAACGUUUACUGAUUGCUAUCGUUAAGUGAUUACAAAUGUUAGCCAACAUUAGGAAGAUGAGGUAGCUUGAGCUAAUUCUUGCUCAUGUCACAUGUUAGCUAAUUUCAGAUACUGUUAGCUAAUAACAAUAGUCUUUUUCACCUCCCAGAGAGAAGUCCAGCUGGUUUCUACAUGAGCUAACAUUGGUUCAAGCUAGCCAGCAUUUGAUACAAUCAAACAUUAGCUUUUGCUAGCAUUUGUUAUUAGACCACAGGAACUAACAUUAGCAAAAGCCACUUAGUGUUUGUUGUUAGCCCACAUUCUCCAGGUGUCUCCAGGUGAUUUUAGCUCUGCCCGCAUUUCCUCUGUGCCGUCGUCUCUUCUUCUGUAGUGGUUGAAUGGACUGACUGGAGCACCAGCGCCCCCUGCUGAUGGACACAAACUCAUUCAUGUUGGCUGGUCUUUAAUUUGGAGCCAAAGCAUGAAAACUGUUUUCUUUAAAUAAACAGCACCAGAAAAACCAGCGGUCUCAAACCAGAACGUGAUAAUCAGAAACAUAUUAUUUAGUAAAGCAUUUUCUUGUGACAUAACGUUCUAAAAGGACAAAAUGAUGAAUUAAUGUCAGAAGAUUUAACGUGGAAAUUAAUAAUUAAAUCUCUGUUAGCGUGUUAGCUUAGCAUUUAGCUCUACACAGCUAACUCAGGUCAAAUCCAGUUGAUUUUUCAAAGUAAAACAUUUGUUGUGAAAUUAAAAUUCUCUACUGCUUGCUUCCGUCGUUUCUGCCAAGAGAAAAAAUAAAACUACGAAUAAUUUUUUGUUGACUUUGCCAAAAAAGGAGCAAAAACAGUCUGCAGCCGUUUGAUUGGAUGAUUUAUUGAAAUAAAGAGCAUUUAGAAUGACCUGGAGAAAAUUUUACUAGUUCUGCAUGUCAGCAGUCGAUGGCAAGUUGAGUUGAGCCACUUUGAGGUUGAAAACAGUGGAGACAGUUGUUUUUUUUUCGUCGCCUAGUCUCAUUGUUGGAUUGUUUCGGAGUGAAUGGAGACAGGACGGCAGCUUGAACUACAAAAUCAUCCCAACUAUAAAAACAUUAGUGUUGCAGAGAACUGCCAUCUUUGUAGUUCCCAAACGGGUUGGCUGUUUUCAAAAGAACAAACAGAAAUCAGAGGAUUUUAAAUGUCAGCAGGAUCAAAAACCAUCUGCACAUUUAUUCUUCAUUCGUUUGAAAAAAUUAAAGCUACCUAAUAUUUGUUAGCUAGUUUUGGCUAAUGUCAGCUAAUGUUUAUAAUAACGUUAGCUUGGUUUUCAAUAGAAACCAACCAAAAAGAACCUCCCAGAGACAAGUCCAGCUGGUUUCUAUAUGAGUAAACAGCUAGCUAGUAGUUGACAUGAGUAAACAUUAGCUUUAGCUGGCUAGCAUAUGACAUUAGCAAACAUUAGUUUCACCUAUCUGGCAUUUGUUAUUUGCCAGCAUUAUCUUAAAUUAUCUAAUGUGUGACAUGAGCUAACAUUAGCUAAACUACCUAAUGUUUGUUGUUAGCUAGUUUAGGCUGAUGUUGGCUAAUGUUUGUAGCCAGUUAAGGUUAGCUUGGUUUUCAGUAUAAACCAGCUAGACUUCUCUCUGGGAGGUUCUUGAAAAAGAACCUCCCAGAGAGAAGCUAACGCUAACAGUUAAUGUUAGCGUUAGCUACUUAAUGCUUGCUAUUAGCUAACAAAGUCAGUAAAGUCGCCACAGAAAACAAAGAAAGGAAACAAAACCGGCCGAUGAAUCUUUGUUGAUAAAAAUGUUUUUUUAGUGAAUCCAGUAUUCUGAUGCAAAACGGUCGAAACAUUUCACCCGACGUCAAACACGGGACCAAAAAACAAGUCUGAACACUGUGUGUGUGUGUGUGUGUGUGUGUGUGUGUGUGUGUGUGUGUGUGUGUGUGUGUGUGUGUGUGUGUGUGUGUGUGUGUGUGUGUGUGUGUGUGUGUGUCCGUGUCCGUGUCCGAUCACGUUUCAUAAAGCUGUUCUGCUUCACUGUUAGCUGUUAGCGUAGCCACUUGGGGUUUGGUUGAUGACAUCAGCCGUUAUGUCGGACGAGCCCCCCAUCGUCGUCGUCCAGUCAGAUUAGUAGGAUUCUUAUUUGUUGUUUUUUUAAUGAAAUGAUCGGCUGGAGUCUGCAAACCAACCAGUCACAGUUGAGGAUUGUGUCAAUACAGGAACAAUAAAGUUUUAUCCUUUCAAUGCUGAA
This is a messenger RNA of Acanthochromis polyacanthus (spiny chromis), 4690 nucleotides long. RefSeq names its product UDP-glucose ceramide glucosyltransferase (gene ugcg). Bases 318 to 1502 code for a protein of 394 amino acids. Gene Ontology annotation, molecular function: ceramide glucosyltransferase activity. Gene Ontology annotation, biological process: glucosylceramide biosynthetic process. The transcript is spliced from 10 exons. Gene Ontology annotation, cellular component: membrane. Lineage: Eukaryota; Metazoa; Chordata; Actinopteri; Pomacentridae. The record is from RefSeq and is a predicted model, not a curated record.